AUGACGCCGAGUGUACUCCAAUUUUUUAGUAGUUGCGUAUAAAUGAGUAAUAAUUAAAUAUAAAAGUAAUUAAUGUUAAAUUGAUGUUUCUAUAAAUCAAUUAUACUGUAUAUACUUACAACUCAUCUCAUAGAAUACAUUGAAUAUUAUAUUUAUUUAUGAUCAAUUAUAUUUAUCACAUGUUUUAUAUUAUAACCUCUUCAUUCAUCUUCGGCCUCCCAAAUUAUGGCCGGUACUUAUAAAAAUUAUUUAAAAUUAUUAGAACAGUGGCCUUUGGAUAAAAAUAAGCCUGCAAGGGAUUUAGGACAGUAUAUUCGAAAUAAAAUAAAAUUGGCAUUUGCAACAGGAAGAUUGGAUAGUUCUAUUGAAAAAGACAAGUGUAAUCGUCAUUAUGAAAGUCUUCAACGUAUUGUAACAAAUUAUUAUUACCGCCAAUAUCCUAGGAAGUUAAAUAGUACAGCAACUGGUUUUACUUCUGAUCAAUGUAACUUUGUUCUCUCACCAGAGGCACAAGCUUAUUUUGAAAAGGAAUCUAAGUCGAAGUUUGAACGUGUAAAAGAGCGAAUAAAAGGAAAACAUGAUGAGGAAUCUAAUCAGAAGUAAACAAUACUUUUAUUUAGUUAGACGAUGUUUAACUCAAC
Messenger RNA from Chelonus insularis, 641 nucleotides. Its product is annotated as ubiquinol-cytochrome-c reductase complex assembly factor 2. The transcript has 2 exons. Lineage: Eukaryota; Metazoa; Arthropoda; Insecta; Hymenoptera; Braconidae. Gene Ontology annotation, cellular component: mitochondrial matrix. Gene Ontology annotation, biological process: mitochondrial respiratory chain complex III assembly. Bases 226 to 603 code for a protein of 125 amino acids. The record is from RefSeq and is a predicted model, not a curated record.